Molecule: messenger RNA, 4691 nt
Organism: Aegilops tauschii subsp. strangulata
Lineage: Eukaryota; Viridiplantae; Streptophyta; Magnoliopsida; Poales; Poaceae
Source: RefSeq, a predicted model, not a curated record
AUGUCUGACGACGAAAGGCCUCACCUAGUUGGUGGUAGGCGCUUCAGCAUCAUACUGGAUGAGACAUCCGAAGUGGAUACACGAUGCAGCGCCGCCCCAAUCUCCCCGCUCCGCCGCCGCCGCCCCCCGCCUCCACUAUCACCCGCUCAGCCACCUCCACCCUCCUCUACAUCGCCGGAGGAACGGGCACACCUGGCGCGCCGCCUCGAGGCCGCGCUCGAGCAGGUGAGGAGGGAGUCGGUGCGGCAGGGCGCGGCGCUGGACGAGCUGAGGCGGCGGCUCGAGCGGCGGCGGGCGCGCGCGGAAGAGCUCCUCGUCGCCAGGCGGAGGGCCGCCGAGGGCGUCGAGCGCCGCAAGGAGCAGAUGCAGGCGCAGAUCGAGCGGGUGCUGCCGCUCUCCAGGGCCCUCGCCGCCGCGCACCGGCAAGUGCAGGAUGCCAAGGAGGGAUUAUCCGUGGAGAGGGCGCGGCUUGGGGAUCUGCAGAGGCUGCUCACGACGAGGCAGCAGUCCAUGGUAGCCCAGGUCGCCGCCCUGUACCCUGUCAGGGUCUUCCGUGACCUGCCGGUUGCACAAAACCACCAUUCCCGUACCAAUGGAGAGUGUCGAAUACCUUCGGAAGAGAAUGGGGCACUUACGCAAGAGAAUGGAAAUGGAACACAUUUGCUCAGCGUUAUCAAGGACAAAGCACAUGUAAGCAGCGUUGGACCCUUGACAUUUUUUGGUUGGCAAAUUGGAAAGCCCAGGACAAAGCAGCGGACUUACAGCCACAAGGAGCUUCAGUGGUCAGCAGUUGUGCUUGGAUAUGCAGCACAUAUCGGUCGACAUGGGCGGGGCUGGUGGCGAUCCCCAGUCGGGCUACAUAGGGCCGACGACGAUCUGGACAGGGGCGGUUUGAGGCGCUCGCGCACAUCGGAGGUACAGUGGCGGCCGCGUCCUGCAUCAAAGGUGCGGCUAGGAAUCAGAGGAGGAUAUGGGAGGGCAAGAGGAAGGGACCGGGGAGGGGCUCACUGACGCGGCGAUGCUUGCCGGAGGCUGGCUGGCGGCUGGGUCACACGGUGACGGCGGCGCGCAUGUGGCGUCCUCCCUGGUGGGGCGAGCAAGAAGGAGGAGGUGCACGGGAGGCGUAGGCGCUGUGGCGAGAUGCGCUUCGGAUGCCCGAGAUCGGGCUGCAGCGGGCCCUGGCGCUGCUGGUGGCUUGGGGGGAGCUGACUUCGACGUCAACUUCUACAUCACACAACGUUCUGUAUCAGAGAAGUUGGGGACGACCGUGAGCCCGUGACAGUGAGACAGACACGACCUUGACUUGGCCAUGUCCGCCUCUCUGGACUGAUGAUAAUGCUUCACUACUGAGUUAUGUAAGAAACGGAAUUUCGUUGUGAAGCUAAAGCGGGUGUUAAGACAAAGUCCACUCUGUCUAGAUUGAAAACGAUUGGAGACAUGAUUCACCUGAUAUUCAGGGGUAGUCAAAACCAUGGUGAAGUAUUACUGUGCAAGUUUCACUGUCUUGUGUUACUUCUCUCAUCUUCACUAUUUGGCAAAGAGUCAUUCUUUCGUACAUUCAUAAUCACUACCAAGUUUUAUGUUUAUUGAGUAGUGUUAAACUGUUAAUUAUCGUGUACCAUAGAGCGCAGCUAUUCUAGAUUGUUAGAGACUAGAAUUUAUCGAUGUAUGUGAUGGAGAGACCAGUAGUGUUGUUCAUCUUCCGGUGUUCGUAUAAUUGUUAACAUUUAUUCAUUUCAAAGAUUGGUGCAGGAUAACAAACCUCAUGUUGUCAAAGCUUUGUUCCAAUAUCUAUUAACAUAUUUCUUUUCAAAGAGGAUCGUUGUUAGAAGUCUGAUGGGAUUCCGAUCCCCUAAAAGCAUGGCGAAGACAAGAUCAAGUUCCAUCACUUUGCAUCGAAGGGACUGCCACCUGCCUCAAGAACAAGGAAGGAGAGGACGGUGGGCCUCAUGCCUGAAAUGAUGAGAUAGGGAGAUGAAGGCGGGCCUCAUGCCUGAGACGACGAGGAGCAGGGAGAGGAAGGCGGGCAUCAUGCUUUUCACAUCCUACAUGGGAACACGAACAUGAGGAAAGAAAUCAGGUUGGUGAUGGGGCGUGUGCGUGCGGCACUGGGUGUAGAACAAUUCAACGGCCACCACCAUGUGAGGUGCAAGGAUUCAGAACAGGAGUGGGAGGGUGAGUAGUGAUGGAAGAAGUAAGGAAAUUGAAAGGAACAACUUCUUGUUGCUGUUGACGCUACUGAUUCAACCCAAUACAUUUUGCAUUUCAGCGUGUGUACAACAUGGGAACAUAUAUGUUAUCUCUAGGGGGCAAAGCAUUGUGGAUUUAUCAUCAUUGUGGUAUUUUGGAGGCUAGCUGGCUGUGAUGUCCAGACAGGUAAUUUUGAGCCAAAAUCAGCCUUAAAGGUAGGUCUCAGAUUUUACUCAUGCUUCAACUAUUUUGAGUAUAGCGUUUGCAUUAUUUCUAAGAAGUUUUGUGCCUCAUAGCUUGUGUAUAUAAGCAUAUAUGUACUGUCAGAUAUAUUGUCAGAUUGUAAUGUUGAUAAAAUGAGAGGAAGUUACAAAACUUAGCAUAACAUCUAUUUACUACACAAUGUGCAAGUUUAACAGUUAUUAAUUGUGUGUCUACAACUGUUCUGUUUUUUCACUAUUGUUGGUUGAAAUCUGCUUCAACAAUGCGAGUUCUUUAUUCUCAAGACGUUCUUUUGUUCCCUCGUGUGAAUGCGUCUUCCUAAGCAGGUCUGCAUGUUGGUAUUACUUUGUUUGUUGACAUCUUCUUCUCUGUCUACAGACCAUGCUCACUAUUAAAGGGGAGCAACCUGGCCUGUUGCAACUCAUGUGAAUUCAUGUGGAUGAUAUGGUAUCUUACAUUUUUCACUAAUCAAAAGUUCACACACGUAGUAACCAUCUAUGUGUUUGGCAGUUGUAAUGUCUGUUAGUAGUUUUUUUGUGAAUUUAUUUAUUAUAAUUAGGAAGUAAUAAUAGCUUAUUGCUUGUACAUUUGCCUCUCUUUUUUUGUAGAAGGUGCCUUUGCCUUUUUGAGCUAUAUAGUAAUUGGCUAUUUUUAUGAACUCCAUAAAGCUGCAAAAAAGAUUUUGCAUCAACUAAUUUACUGAAACAUAGGCGGAUUAAAUAUGUGGUCUCUCAUUUAAAUAUCAAAAUCAGAAUUAGCACAAAAUAGUGUAUCCAUGUUCUAAGAUUAGCACAAUCUGAUAACCCUCCUAAAUUUCAGCAUUAUGUGCUAAUGGAAAAUUUGAAGUUGUCCAUCACUAUGGUUCUUGCAUGGAACAAUUGUGCAUAGAUUGUUGAUAUUUGCAUUAUGUCAUUAAAUGUCACUGCUAAUCAGUUUCUUACAAUUGAGUAAAAAACCCUGUCCAACAUGUGAAGGUUCCAACUGAAAAAAGAUGUCCAGUCGUUGCCCAAUAGGCUCUUAUUUUCCACUUUGUCUUCUGAUGCAAAGUUAAUUAGCCUUAUGAUUCAUACAGUUUGUGGAAUAAUCAAAGUGACGUUGUGCUUUAUGGUAUAGCCGUAUAGUAAUAACUACUACUCUAAGAUGUCAAAAGAACUUUCAAAACAUCUAACUAUGCUUGCAAAACACCAUAUCAAAAUGCAUUUGAGUAAAUUACCAUUUCAGUAAAUGAUGAAACACUCUUUUUUUGGUCGAUUAUUUGUUUGCCUACAGUAAUAGAUUAUCAAAGUAGCACCGCAUAUUUAUUGAUUCAUUGGUUAUUCGCCGAAUCAUUCUUCAAGGGAAUCCAUACCAGUGUGCUUAACCUUAGCUCACGUCACUUUCCACUGAGGGUGCAAUCAUUGCCAUGUCCCCAUCGCUGCCGCCAUGCAGGAGAACCUCUCAUUGCUGGAUGUAGCGGCGAUGAUGUUCCUGGAGAGAUGUGAAGCGGCAGGGAGGCGCAACUAGGUACAGGGCGCUACAAUAGUGACUCAUUGCCGUCGAACGACCCUCCCGCUUAGGCGAUGCUCCUGGCCUUGCAUGGUAGACAACAUAUAUACCUCCAACGAAACAUCAUGUGUAGUAGAUGGCGCUGCACCUCACUUGCAGUGAGUGGUGAAGCAUGGUGCCACGAGUGUGGCUGAUGUGCUGCUGGAGAAGGACACGAUCUUGAAGUAGUCGGCAUGAACGGCCACCGGAUUUUUUUAUGACGAUGCAAGUGGUCUGAAGAUGUCUUCGUGACCAAAUAUUUGCAAAGUGAUCAGGGAGAUAUCUGAUGGAACAUGCCGAAACGAUUUUGGGCCUACAAUAUAAAAACAAUGAAAUUGCAAACUUUCUUAGGGAGAUAUGUGAUGGGAUGUGAAAAGCUCCCCCCCACCCAACCAACCCCGUUACGACGCUCUAUGAGUGCUUCCUGUAAGAAGAGGAGACACUUGUGCAUGCUGCUCAAGGUGAUACACAAGAUUGAGUGAUGGUCUUGCAAGCUCAGGGCGAUCAUGGAAGUAGUGUAGUUCCUUUGUGUGUGAGAGACCCACAAAGGAUUUCUUAAUGAGCUUGAGUCUACGUAGGUUGAACACCAAAGAGUGAUUGUGGUGCUCUAUGAAAUACUAAAAUGCAGGUGCUGCAGCGGUUGUUCAUUGAUAUUAUGUAGCUUUCCUUUGCAUACGCUUGCAACUACAUAUACAUGUGGCCACAUAUGAUAAGUUGGCAGUGAACUUUCAAAUACAGGCGACAAAUUCUUGACA